Messenger RNA from Paramisgurnus dabryanus, 920 nucleotides. The record is from RefSeq and is a predicted model, not a curated record. Lineage: Eukaryota; Metazoa; Chordata; Actinopteri; Cypriniformes; Cobitidae.
CCUCAGUCAUGAUGUUUCCUCAUGGUUUGUAUUGGACUCUGUUGAUGUUGUGCAUUGGACAAAGUCUUAGUGAAGAUCUGCAGUUUCAGGAGUUUAAUGGGGCAACAGGAAAAAAUGUAGUGUUUGCCCCUGAAGAUCUACCAUACAUUCCUUCACAGAUUAUUUUUAUUGCAUGGGCUUUUGGAGUGGAUAAUAUUAUUUCCUUUAACAAUGGUGAAAAUAAAGUUUCUCAAGAAUAUGAAGGCAGAGUUAAUCUCAACACCACCACUGCUGCUCUGGAGCUCAAGAACCUGAGGCUGAAUGAUUCUGGGUCAUACAAACUGACAGUAAUAACAACUUCACAAACCUCUACAGGGCAAACUUCACUCAAAGUGUAUGAAACAGUAUCUGACACAUCACUCAUUGGUCCACAGGAAUCAUUAAUAGAGAAUCUAUCAAGUGCUAACAUAAUCUGUGAAGGAAGCGGUGACAUCACUUCUGUGGAAUGGAUGAAAGAUAAAAAUCCACUGAAACCCAGCAACAGAAUCAUCUUCUCAUUUGAUAACAGAUCAGUGUUGAUCAGUCCAGUGAUCAGAUCAGACAGUGGAGAAUAUCAAUGUACAUUAAGAAACCCUGCCAGCUCUGAAACUGCAAACCUCAGACUUAUCAUCAACUAUGGACCAGAAUAUGUUUUUAUUAAUGGUUCGAAUGAAGUGGAUUCAGGCCGUCCUGUGUCACUGUCUUGCUCUGCCACUUCUUUACCUUCUGCUUCAUUCACCUGGAGGUUUAAUGGAUCAGACACCGGUGUAACCACAAACACAUUUACCAUUGAUAAGAGUGACAUCACACACAGUGGAGAUUACAUCUGCACGGCCUACAAUGAUGUCACAGAGAAAAAUGUCUCUCAAAGCCAUCUAUUAGUAGUUAAAGGUGGCCGCUAG